Synchiropus splendidus (mandarinfish) is the source of this 4062-nucleotide messenger RNA. RefSeq names its product hexosaminidase (glycosyl hydrolase family 20, catalytic domain) containing (gene hexd). The transcript is spliced from 12 exons. Gene Ontology annotation, biological process: carbohydrate metabolic process. Gene Ontology annotation, molecular function: hexosaminidase activity. NCBI's taxonomy places the organism in Eukaryota, Metazoa, Chordata, Actinopteri, Syngnathiformes, Callionymidae. The coding region runs from base 282 to 1724 and encodes 480 amino acids. The record is from RefSeq and is a predicted model, not a curated record.
AAAAUACACGCCCCGCCAAUAACAACUAAACCCGUUUACUUCCUGGUUGAGGAGUACAGGCUCUUCUGGUUGGGCGCCACGGAACGAAAGCAGCGUUUUGAUUGGACCACGACAGGUAGCUGCUGAAGGGGGGGAAAUCCUACCAGAUCCUCGAUUAGAAUUGAAUCUAAACUAAUCGAUUGCCUGUUUCUGGAUGAAGAGGCGUUACAAACGAGGAAAAUGUAGUAAACGUUAACAAAGUCUCUGGUGAUUUAUCAACCUACACAUCGUUUCAUUGCGCUAUGGAAUCAUUACCUUGGCCUCAAGGAAGAAAACUAGUUCAUCUAGAUUUGAAAGGUGCACCACCAAGAGUAGAGUUCCUUCACCAGUUGAUAGAAUGUUUCUCCCUUCUUGGUGCUGAUGGUCUGCUGGUGGAAUAUGAAGACAUGUUCCCAUAUGAAGGGGACUUGAAGCUGCUGCAAAGCACAGCACAGCCAGUCUACAGCCCAGAUGAGGUGUUAUCCCUGCAGGCGUUUGCUGCUGCUAAAGGAAUGGAGGUCAUUCCUCUGGUGCAGACAUUUGGCCACAUGGAGUUUGUGCUGAAGCACAAGUCUCUUGCGGAGCUCAGAGAGAUGCCUCACUGUGUUGGAACUCUUAAUCCACAUAAAGAGGAAAGUCUGAGGCUUGUAAUGGAGAUGUUGAGGCAGGUGGUGGCACUGCAUCCUGGGCUAAACACGCUGCACAUCGGAGCAGAUGAGGUUUACAUGUUAGGUGAAGGUGAGAUGUCCAAGCAGUGGCUGGCUUCACAAGGUCUCUCAGUAGAGCAGCUUUUCCUCAGUCAUGUGACCAAGGUGGCAAAGGCCAUCAAGGAGACAUGGCCUCAUCUGAACAUUGUGAUGUGGGAUGAUAUGAUGAGAGGGAUGAGUCAGGAGAUGCUGACAGCCAGUGGACUUGUGGGGCUCGUCCAGCCCAUGUUGUGGGAUUACACUCCUGAUCUGGAUGUAGAAAAAACAGUGUCUAUGCUGGAAAAGUACCACGCUGCUGGUAUGUCAGAGUUAUGGGCUGCCAGCUCUUUUAAGGGUUCAACUAGUGUUGUGACAAAUGUGCCAAGGACUCAGAGGCAUGUGGAGAACCAUUUGCAGUGGUUAAAAGUGGCAACGUCGAUUUCAUCUGGUAUAAAUCUAAAGGGCAUCGCCAUAACUGGGUGGCAGAGGUAUGACCAUCUCUCUGUGCUGUGCGAGUUGAUACCAGUGGCACUUCCAUCUCUAGCUGCUUGUCUUCAAACUCUAAUUCACGGCCAACUGAGCGCAGAGGCUGAAGGUCAGGUGACUAAACUGCUGGGCGUGCCCUCAGUGGAGGUGGAGGCCAUGGGCAGUGUUUCAAGUGCUGGCCCCUCAUUCCCUGGAAGGAAGUUGGCUGAGUCCAUCCUGGAGCUGAACACAUUGCUGGACACGGAGGACAUACGUUUUUUCGAGAACAGCAUGUUUGUGAGAGGAUGGUUGAGUCAUCAUCACAGGGAGAAGAAGAUGGUUAACCCUCUCAUGGGCGUGCAAAUUCACAACCAGGCAUCAAUGUAUUUGACUACAUUGCAAGAGAAAGCUGAAGCAGUCAGAGAAGAGAUGGUUCGCCUGUAUCCAGAGGCAACAGCGCAGGAGUGGUUGGAGGAGCAUGUUCGACCUGUGACGGCGCCGCUGAAGAGGAUUUUGGAUGAUGUUGCUGUGUGUGUCAAGGACAUGGUUUCAUAGAGUGUGGAACACGGCCUAAUUGACGACUCACGUGUGGCUUUAAAAGAAUUGCUUUUGAAGUGACGUGUCAGCAGCGUAAACAAAAUGUUAAAACACAAAAUGGAACUGAAAUCAAUGGUGUUUUAUGAUUUCCUGGGACUGAAUAAAUAUGAAGUGCUCAAAGUUGCACGAGAAAAAAUAUUUUAUUGCAUCACAUGAAAUAGUUUAACAUGUCUCCGGUGAAAUACUGAGCAUGCCACUUACUUUAGACUUGAGUACAGUUUGCACAUGCCAGCCACUGUAAAUGUCCGAGCUGAAUAUUAAAAGGAUGGUCCCUGGAAGCUCAUUGGAACGACACUUGAUGCAGUCGAGAGCUCAGGAAGAAGGCAGUGUAAUUUGGAGGAAACUGAACUAAGCAGUGUUUACAUGGGGCUGCAUUUCCAUGACAGUGAGGAGGAAAAUAAUCAUUGCUUUAUAUUGGAGUUAGGCAAAGGAGGCAAGUACUUGACAAACUAGUUUGCAUAUUCAUGAAAGAGCCGUGUGGGAGUGCUGUGUCUCAAGUGACAAAAAAGGAAAUCAAGUGUCCAUAUCCUGAGUCUAUCAUAAUGCCCAUAAUCUACAAAAAUAAAAAAUAUAUAUUUCGAUUCUGUUUUUCAAACCGUGCCUUCAGAGAAAUCUUCAAAUUUCAAACAUGCAGGUUUAUAGUCAUUUUAAUUAAACAAAGAACAUUCACGCUGCAAGACCAUGCCCAUGACCAGGUAUCCUGACAUAUAUAUAUAGACACAAAAGAUGCAAAGAAGGCACAUGAGGAACAUUUCCAUUUUUUUUUGCAAAGAGUCUCACAUGCAUGGUACAAAUCAAAAGACUAAGAUAGAUAAAUGUCUUUACGUUCAAACAGAAGACUAGUAAUGGUGUCUUCAUUUGAAUCAAACCCGUGCAAUGCCCGUUUGAUAUUCCUGAGCUACUGCCAAACUUGACCGAUCAGAGACGUGCUUCCUCUUCUGAGUCACUGCUGUCGUCCAAAGGUUCGGCUUCUUCUGCUCCAAACUCGUCUUCCUCUUCUUGGAAGUGACUCCGCUGCCCCUCCAAUCCCAAAAACCGCUUCAGCAACGUAGCCACAGCCUCCACGUCACUGACACCAAAAAAUGCAUUAUGGUUUGCAGUAAUGCUCAGAAAACAUACAACACAUUGGAUUCAGUGCAUGAAUUGGUGUUUAAUGAGAUACUGUUUCACAGUCAUAAGUAGGAAACCAGGCACUAAAGCAGUACCAACCAUUGUCAUGUCUGUACUAGCUGCAGGUGUUUGUUUUUGACAAGUGUAAAUGGUCUUCAGUCAGUUUCUCUAAUUAUGCAAUGUAAUGGCAAAACCAAUAAUACCUUCUUCCUCCUAGUGUGGCACUCUGAGUAAGGGGGUAGGAAAACCCCGUAGCCAACCGCAGCAUCAGCAAGUAGCCUUUCCCCAAAUAUCGCACCUUUUCCUCCUGCACACAAAUGUCCCGCAGAUGUCUCAGGUCCAACACCACUGUGUGAGAGUAAAUAAAGAAAGAGAUUGGUUAGGUAAAUCCAAACACAAGCAGCACACAUACUCCAGCACUACAGACCUUUUUCCUGCCCUUUUUUCCACAAUGUCAGAACUAGAGUGUAGAGACUGAAUGUCUUCAGUUCAAUCAUGUUUUUGGUUUUGUCAAACACUGCCUCUUCCCAUUCUUCCAUGUUCUGCAUCGCCACAAACAGACAGCCUGUCACGUAGAAAAGCUUCCACAACAAACUGUCUGUGUUGUGGAAAAAAAAGUGAUAUUGUGAUGUUGUAAUGAUGAAAAUCCUAUUGAUUUACAACACAUUUUUGUUACCUGAGCUGUAGUAGGCAGCUGCCAACCCGACAGAUACAACGCCUGGAAAUAAACGGAGGCAAAUUGAAAUAAUCACAUUGAUGUCUGUCACUUUAGUAGUCACAAAGGAACCAGUGAAUGCAUGCACGAAAUCAGAGAAUUACACUAACCGACAAGAAGAGACCAGGAACGUACACCAGGCGAUCUUUUCAAGUGCAAUAUUGAAGAGCUGUGCUCCUCUACGGUCAUGUAACCCAUCUGAAAAGAAGCUUUAUUGUCAAUCAAUCCAAUUGUUUUAACUUUAAUAUCUACAUUUAUAGUUGUUCCACAAAUUGACAUUUCACAACACAAUGUGGGAGGAAAUCCACAGUCAGACUCUUAAUUCAAAAUAUAUUAAAAAUUACCCCAGCAAAUUGAAUACAUAAAAAUAACUGGAAAAAAGUAAUAAUAAUAAAUUCAGAUUACCUACAACAAAAAUAGUUGUUAAGGGUUAGAGAGAUAAUACAGACACAAAAAUGAAUUAACUUAAUA